This is a messenger RNA of Linum trigynum, 8332 nucleotides long. Lineage: Eukaryota; Viridiplantae; Streptophyta; Magnoliopsida; Malpighiales; Linaceae. The record is from the annotation of a GenBank genome assembly.
CUAGACCGACUUGGAUCGGAAUAUGGCGGUUCUGAAUUUUUUGCCCUAAAAACGAAAAACCCUGAUAAGCCAUCCCCACAAUCCACACACAGCCCCGUCUCAGUGGAUCGACGGAGGCCUCAUUUCCGACGAACAAGUGAACGGAGAAGAAGGAAGCUUCCGAGAAAGCUAAGCUGCCAGUCUCGACUGAGUGAGGUUUUAGCUUCGUCAACUUAAACUGCUGGGUGAGUUAACUGGACCUGUUAAUUGCCUUCUCCCAUUGUUUGCAUCUGUUAUCUGUUUUUGCUUGUUCCUAAUUGAUACGCGCUCUCUUUCUUUCGUUUAGGGUUUGGGUUUCUUUCCGGGGAUUAUCUCUGCUGCUUGUCGAUCCUCUUCGGUUUUAAAGGUUAGGGUUUUCCUUGUUUUAUUGAGUUUUGGUUUUUUUCUUCUUCCUGCUUGCUGUUUUCUCAUCUGUUCCAGAUCCAACUGUUUCAGUUCCCCUGCAAUGGCUCACCUCGGUGGUGGCGCAGAAGCUCAUGCACGAUUCAAACAAUACGAGUACAGAGCUAACUCGAGUCUUGUCCUCACUACCGACUCCCGUCCCCGAGAUACACAUGAGCCCACGGGCGAGCCCGAGUCUCUCCACGGCAAAAUCGACCCCAGGAACUUCGGUGAUCGUGUCGAGAGAGGCAGACCACCUGAGCUUGAAGAGAAACUUAAGAAAGCGAAGAAGAAGAAGGAGAGGGACAACCAGUUUGAACCUGUUCCAAGCCGCCAAGCUAAACGUCGAAGAAUCCGGCAGGAGAGUGUACUCUCCGCAACCGAAGAAGGAGUCUACCAGCCCAAGACCAAGGAAACCAGAGCUGCAUAUGAAGCCAUGCUUAGUGCCAUUCAAUCCCAACUGGGUGGUCAGCCUCCUAAUAUUGUCAGUGCUGCUGCUGAUGAGAUUCUGGCUGUACUUAAGAAUGAGUCCUCGAAGACGACUGACAAGAAGAAGGAAAUUGAGAAGCUGUUGAAUCCAAUCUCCAGUGAUUUCUUUAAUAACCUGGUUACUCUUGGAAGUCUUAUCAAGGAUUACCAAGAUGGAGCUGAUGCUGGUGGACCUACUGCUGUUAAUGGUGAAGAUGCUCUUGAUGAUGAUGUAGGGGUGGCGGUUGAGUUUGAUGAAGACAAUGAGGAUGAGGAAGAAGAGAGUGAUCUUGAUAUGGUCCCAGAGGACGAAGAGGAUGACGAUGAUGAUGAUUUGGUUAAGCGUGAUCGUGGUGGGGCUAUGCAGAUGGGUGGUGCAAUCGAUGAUGAUGACGUGGGGCAGGCAAAUGAGGGUAUGAAUCUUAAUGUUCAAGAUAUUGAUGCUUAUUGGCUCCAGAGGAAGAUCUCCCAGGCUUUUGAACAACAGAUCGACCCACAGCAGUGUCAAACACUUGCAGAAGAGGUGCUAAAGAUUCUUGCUGAGGGAGAAAACCGUGAAGUUGAGAAUAAGUUGGUGUAUCACCUCCAGUUUGAGAAGUUCAGCCUUAUAAAGUUUCUCGUGCAUAAUAGGCUGAAGAUUGUGUGGUGCACCCGUUUAGUCCGUGCCAAGGACCAGGAAGAGAGAAACUACAUUGAGGAGGAAAUGACAAGGUCAGGUCCUGAUUUGGCUGCUAUUCUGCUGCAGCUUCGGGCGACCCGAGCUACUGCAAAAGAGAGGCAAAAGAAUUUGGAGAAAAGCAUAAGAGAAGAGGCUCGCAGACUGAAGGAUGGGACUGUUGGUGGUGAUGAUGAUAGGGAUGAAACUAUGCUUGUUGAGAGAGAUGCACACAGUAGUAGCUGGGUGAAGGGACAGCCGAAGUUGCUUGACCUGGAAAAUAUUGCUUUUGACCAGGGUGGUCUAUUUAUGGCAAAUAAGAAAUGUGACCUUCCAAACGGUUCUUACAGACAUCAGAGCAAGGGGUAUGAAGAAGUUCAUGUGCCGGCUCUGAAACCAAAACCUUUAGGUCCUGAUGAGAAGCUUGUUAGGAUAUCGGAGAUGCCGGAGUGGGCACAACCAGCUUUUAAAAAUAUGCAACAGCUGAACAGGGUGCAGAGUAAGGUCUAUCAGACGGCCCUUUUCGGUGCCGAUAAUAUUCUCUUAUGUGCUCCAACCGGUGCAGGAAAAACUAAUGUUGCAGUUCUCACUAUACUUCAGCAGCUUGGUAUUUAUAGGGACAAGGAUGGUUCAUUUGAUCAUAAUGGCUAUAAAAUAGUUUACGUGGCACCCAUGAAAGCUCUUGUGGCUGAAGUUGUUGGUAAUUUGUCGGAACGUCUGAAAGAUUAUGGGGUGAAUGUAAGGGAACUAAGUGGAGACCAGUCACUCACUCGUCAACAAAUUGAAGAAACUCAAAUAAUUGUAACAACUCCGGAAAAGUGGGACAUCAUUACCAGGAAGUCUGGGGAUCGCACCUACACCCGACUGGUUAAGCUCCUUAUCAUUGAUGAGAUCCACCUUCUUCAUGAUAAUAGAGGCCCUGUGCUUGAAAGUAUUGUUGCUAGAACUGUCAGACAGGUUGAGACAACGAGGGACCAUAUCAGGAUGGUGGGAUUGUCGGCUACUCUCCCUAACUAUGAAGAUGUGGCGCUGUUUUUAAGAGUCGAUGUAGGGAAAGGGCUUUUUCAUUUCGAUAAUAGCUACAGACCUGUCCCUCUUUCACAACAGUAUAUUGGUGUCUCUGUCAAGAAGCCAUUGCAGAGAUUCCAAUUAAUGAAUGAUCUUUGUUAUGAGAAGGUAAUUGCCGUAGCUGGAAAGCAUCAGACUCUUAUUUUUGUGCAUUCCAGGAAGGAAACAGCUAAAACAGCCCGUGCAAUACGAGACACUGCACUGGCUAAUGACACUCUUGGGAAAUUCCUCAAGGAGGACAGUGCUAGCCGGGAGAUUCUCCAGGAUCAGACUAAUAUUGUCAAAAGCAAUGAUCUUAAAGAUCUUCUCCCCUAUGGCUUUGCCAUUCAUCAUGCAGGUUUGGCGAGGGCUGACCGUGAAAUUGUUGAAGCUCUUUUUGGUGAUGGGCAUAUACAAGUGCUAGUUUCUACUGCAACUCUAGCUUGGGGUGUCAACUUGCCUGCUCACACUGUGAUAAUCAAAGGGACUCAGAUCUAUAAUCCAGAAAAGGGAGCUUGGACUGAACUCAGUCCACUUGAUGUUAUGCAAAUGUUGGGUCGAGCUGGUAGGCCUCAGUAUGAUUCGUAUGGUGAAGGUAUUAUAAUCACAGGUCACAGUGAACUGCAGUAUUAUCUGUCCUUGAUGAAUCAACAACUUCCAAUCGAGAGCCAGUUCAUAUCCAAAUUAGCCGAUCAGUUGAAUGCUGAAGUUGUGCUUGGUACUGUUCAGAAUGCAAGAGAAGCGUGCAAUUGGCUUGGUUAUACCUACUUGUAUGUACGGAUGUUGAGGAAUCCCACUCUUUAUGGUUUAGCAUCAGAUAUUCUUACAAGGGAUAUCACGCUGGAGGAGAGAAGGGCUGAUUUGAUUCAUUCAGCUGCAACAAUUUUGGACAAGAAUAACUUGGUCAAGUAUGACAGGAAAAGUGGAUAUUUCCAGGUUACUGACCUUGGUCGUAUUGCGAGCUACUACUAUAUUACUCACGGCACCAUAUCCACCUAUAAUGAGCAUCUGAAACCAACUAUGGGGGACAUUGAGCUGUGUCGCUUGUUCUCGCUAAGCGAAGAGUUUAAGUACGUAACUGUUAGGCAAGACGAGAAGAUGGAACUAGCGAAGCUUUUGGAACGCGUUCCGAUUCCUGUGAAGGAGAGUCUGGAGGAGCCUAGUGCUAAGAUCAAUGUUCUUCUGCAAGCAUACAUUUCACAGCUGAAGCUUGAAGGCCUGUCAUUGACUACUGAUAUGGUUUAUAUAACACAGAGUGCAGGUCGUCUUCUUCGAGCACUUUUUGAGAUCGUCUUGAAAAGAGGGUGGGCGCAGCUGACUGAGAAGGCUUUGAACUUGUGUAAGAUGGUUAAUAAGAAGAUGUGGAGUGUCCAAACACCCCUUCGCCAAUUCAACGGGAUACCAAAUGAGAUUCUUAUGAAAUUGGAAAAGAAAGAUUUGUCGUGGGAAAGAUACUAUGACCUCACAUCACAGGAGAUUGGUGAACUCAUUCGUUUCCCGAAGAUGGGUAGGAUGUUGCAUAAGUUCAUCCAUCAAUUUCCAAAGCUGAAUCUUGCAGCUCACGUGCAGCCAAUAACUCGAACUAUUUUGAGGGUGGAGCUCACUGUCACCCCUGAUUUUCAGUGGGAUGACAGGGUUCAUGGGUACGUGGAACCAUUUUGGGUAAUUGUUGAGGACAAUGAUGGCGAAUAUAUCUUGCACCAUGAGUAUUUCAUGCUAAAGAAGCAGUAUAUUGAUGAGGAUCACACAUUGAAUUUCACUGUGCCAAUCUAUGAGCCGUUGCCCCCUCAAUAUUUCAUCCGUGUCGUAUCUGAUAGGUGGCUUGGAUCGCAAACUGUUCUUCCUGUCUCUUUCAGACACCUAAUUUUACCGGAGAAGUACCCCCCUCCAACUGAGCUCUUGGAUUUGCAGCCUCUUCCUGUGUCGGCUUUGAGAAAUCCUUCCUAUGAGGCUCUCUAUCAGGGUUUUAAGCAUUUUAAUCCGGUCCAGACACAGGUCUUCACUGUCUUGUAUAACACAGAUGACAAUGUCCUGGUUGCUGCCCCGACUGGGAGUGGGAAGACGAUAUGCGCAGAGUUUGCAGUGUUGAGGAAUUACCAGAAAGGACCUGAUAGCAUCAUGCGAGCCGUCUAUAUAGCCCCUCUUGAAGCAAUUGCUAAGGAGCGAUAUCGUGAUUGGGAGAGGAAGUUUGGUAAAGGCCUUGGCUUGAGGGUUGUGGAACUAACUGGGGAAACAACUACUGAUUUGAAACUCAUCGAGAAGGGUCAAAUAAUUAUCAGUACUCCAGAGAAAUGGGAUGCACUGUCCCGUCGGUGGAAGCAAAGAAAGAAUAUUCAGCAAGUGAGUCUUUUUAUAAUUGAUGAGCUUCACUUGAUUGGAGGCCAGGGUGGUCCAGUGCUAGAGGUGAUUGUCUCCAGGAUGAGGUACAUUGCAAGUCAGAUCGAGAACAAGACCAGGAUUGUGGCCCUUUCAUCUUCUCUUGCUAAUGCUAAAGAUCUGGGGGAGUGGAUAGGAGCUACCUCGCAUGGUCUCUUCAAUUUCCCACCUGGUGUCCGUCCUGUUCCCCUAGAGAUACACAUACAAGGGGUGGAUAUUGCCAAUUUCGAGGCAAGGAUGCAAGCCAUGACGAAGCCAACUUACACAGCAAUAGUUCAGCAUGCAAAGAAUGGGAAGCCUGCCAUUGUCUAUGUGCCCACGAGAAAGUAUGUGAAGGCCACAGCUGAGGACUUGAUGUCGUACUCUGCAGUUGACGGCGGUGAAAAUCCUGCCUUUUUGUUGCGACCCUCCAUAGAGCUAGAGCCUUUUAUAACUAAAAUUCAGGAUGAGACUCUGCGGGUCACUCUAACCUUUGGGGUCGGUUUCUUACACGAGGGAUUGACUGAUUUGGAUCAGGAGGUUGUCUCGCAAUUGUUUGAAGCAGGUUGGAUUCAGGUUUGUGUAGUGAGCAGCUCGAUGUCUUGGGGAGUGUCUCUGUUGGCGCACUUGGUAGUUGUGAUGGGAACUCAGUAUUAUGAUGGGAGAGAAAAUGCUCACACGGACUACCCGGUUGCUGAUCUGUUGCAGAUGAUGGGCCACGCUAGUCGACCGUUGCUCGAUAACUCCGGGAAGUGUGUAAUCCUCUGCCAUGCACCUCGUAAAGAAUACUAUAAGAAGUUUCUCUACGAAGCCUUCCCUGUUGAGAGUCACCUGCACCAUUUCCUGCAUGAUAAUUUUAAUGCUGAAAUAGUCGCUGGAGUUAUCGAGAACAAGCAGGAUGCAGUUGAUUAUCUCACCUGGACAUUCAUGUACAGGAGGUUGACUCAAAAUCCAAACUACUACAAUCUGCAAGGCGUGAGUCAUAGGCAUCUCUCUGAUCAUCUGUCAGAGUUAGUUGAGAACACGUUGAGCAACUUGGAAGCAAGCAAGUGCAUUGCAAUUGAGGAUGACAUGGAUCUUUCUCCCCUCAAUCUUGGCAUGAUAGCAUCUUACUAUUACAUCAGCUACACAACCAUCGAGCGCUUCAGCUCGUCUUUGACUCCCAAGACAAAGAUGAAAGGUCUCCUCGAGAUUCUGGCUUCUGCCUCGGAGUAUGCACAGCUUCCAGUACGACCGGGGGAGGAUGAGAAGCUCCGAAGGCUGAUGAAUCACCAGAGAUUCUCGUUUGAGAAUCCCAGGUACAGUGAUCCUCAUGCAAAAGCCAACAUUCUGCUUCAAGCUCAUUUCUCGAGGCAGACAGUGGGAAAGAAUCUAGCACUCGACCAGCGGGAGAUUCUCCUUUCUGCCAGUAGGUUGCUCCAGGCAAUGGUUGAUGUCAUCUCAAGCAACGGAUGGUUGAACCUUGCACUUCUUGCAAUGGAGAUUAGCCAGAUGGUGACACAAGGGAUGUGGGAACGGGAUUCCGUGCUGCUGCAGCUUCCCCACUUCACACGGGAAUUGGCCAGGAAGUGCUUGGAGAACCCUGGGAAGAACAUAGAGACUCUGUUUGAUUUGGUGGAGAUGGAGGAUGAUGAGAGGCGGGAUCUGCUGCAGAUGUCUGAUCCCGAGCUGCUGGACAUUGCCAAGUUCUGCAAUCGGUAUCCGAACAUCGAUAUGACGUACGAGGUUCAAGGCGGGGAGAAUGUGAGGGCUGGAGAUGAUGUGACCCUACAGGUCGUGCUGGAGAGGGAUCUGGAAGGAAGGACAGAGGUAGGUGCGGUGGAUGCCCCAAGGUACCCCAAGUCCAAGGAGGAAGGGUGGUGGCUGGUGGUCGGUGACACCAAGACGAAUCAGCUGCUGGCAAUCAAGAGGGUAUCUCUGCAGAGGAGACUGAAAGUUAAGCUUGAUUUUGCGGCUCCUGCUGAAGUUGGAAGGAAGAGUUACACGCUCUAUUUCAUGUGCGACUCUUAUCUGGGUUGCGACCAAGAGUAUAGCUUCACGGUGGAUGUUGAAGGAGCAAUGGAAGAUGGCGAAAGAGACUGAAUGGCUGCCAUUUUUGUAUGGCGGCGUGUUAGAGAAAUGUUACGCUAGUUUGGAUUUGAGUGGGAACAUUUUGCGUUCGUAGCUUAAAACAAGAAAGACCUGAGCAUUGGUUUCUUUAUCGUGAUGUGUAAUUUACGCUAUGUAACCUAUCUAAACAUCUGGGCGAAUUGACAGAUGCCCUUGAAUGUAUGCUCUGCUUUAUUUUGUUUUGGUUGGAUGCCGCUGCAAAAGCGUUCUUCUCCUUAUAGCGUCUCUCUUAUUUUCAGUCCACAUAAUUGGCCGCAACGGUAGAGGCUCUACCUACCGCCAUUUUCUGCUUGCAAUCAACAAGCAGUAGCUAUGGAUUCCGAUUUCUGCAUUCCCCCUUUUCAGCUACUCCGAUUUCAGUAUCAGCCGGAGCUCCCUCCCUGCCUUCAGGUUCCUUCCUCCUCUACUCCAUUUGUCAGUACCACUCGCACGUGCAGUCAGUCCUCUGCGAUCUCCCUGUUUCAUGCAAUUUAAUUCCUUACUGUCUGCCUUCUUCCUUCUUUACAAUCCAUGUUAGCUCAGAUCAGCCUUUCCUGAGGAUAGAUCUGCUUAGUGUAACGAAAGCCGGAGAUUGAGGAAGGGUUAGGUGGAGUUGGCACAAGUAGAUCUUGUUGCAGCCAUUGCCUUUUCCCUUCCGUAAAACGAUUACGACUUCUUAUUGCAUUCGGAUCAGAGAAGACUGUUUGUUUUCAGUUCUUUUUCUUAAUUGUUUUUGGGGUCAUGGCUUGUCACAGGGAAGGGAACCACUGUGAGGGUGUAAUUUGGCGAUGGUACCACAGCAGCUGAUCCAGCCUUUAGCCCACUUCCUGAGGGCAACUGCUAAAGUUCCUGAUGCUCAUAUCAUCACUGAACAUCCACCUUACAAGUAAUAUUUCUGUCUUACCUCUAUCAUAUGGGCAACUAUGGUUCUGUUUCAUUCAAUGCAAUCGUCACGUGUUGAAGCUCCGCGUCUUCUAGCCCUACACGGUUGGACUAGUCCUUUGUGGAAGGCAGUCACCAGAUGGACAUAAUGUCAUAUUGGGUGUUCACAAUGCUCUCAAGACUCAUUAUCCUAACAGUGUAUUGCCUGGAUUUCUGGGUAAAUCAUUCUUGUUCAUUUCUUUGAUUUCUGGUUGAGGUUUUGGAGACUAGUACAGUUCAGAAUCAGUCAGUCAGUCAACCAAAAGCUAAGCAUGAUGUAACUGCUCUUGAUGGCUUACCAAAAAAAAUUGUUGGAUGAUGGUUGGUAAUAUUUUUUUUGCCAACAUCACUGUUUGUAAAUUAAUGAUUCUGUGAACG